AUGAAGAAGGCUGGAAAUCAUGUCACAAACCGUGCUGCAAUAAAGAAGCUACUAGAUUCACUUCCCAAGGAAUGGAGCCUACAAUGCAUGAUGAUCAAGAAGGAUUUCCUCAACAAUCCAAAUCCUGUCACUCUGUCUGACUUGAUUAACACCCUAAGAACCUUUGAAAUGGAUGUCAACAAAAGAGAGAUGAACACUGCUGGUUACCCACCAAAGUCAACUCAAACCUCUGCCGGAUUGAAAAACGUGGCGUUUCUUGCUUCAGGUGGCAUCACUCCACAAGCUUCUGAUUUAAUCUAUGAAAACGCUUCCGCAAGCGCAUCGAAAGCUCCACAACCCAGUGAAAAGACCAUCUCGGUUGGUGAUACACAAGCAUUGAAGGUGUCUACUGAAAACGUGGCACUGUUCAACAUGUUUCUAAGCAGCUAUGAAGCUUUGAUGUCUGGAGAACUGAAGAAGGAAAUGCUCACUGCCGAAGACAUGUAUCAGAAAUUUCAAGACAAAAUAGGAAAGCAUUUGGGUCUUGGAAAAGCUGGUUUUGACAAAUCUAAACUUAGGUGCUAUAACUGCAAGAAUCUGGGUCAUUUCAAGCGUGAUUGUCCUCUGUUGAAGGAAGGAAACAGUGAAACCACUCCUGCUGUAAAGCAAAUCACAGUUGAAGAAAACAAGAGCAACACAUCUCCUAGCACGCCAAAAGCUUUAGUCGUCGAAGACUAUGAUUGGAGUGAAGAAAUUGCUGAAACUAAGGAGCAAGUCAACAAAGCUCUUAUGGCAAAAAUCUCAAGCGAGUCCUCACUCAAACAGUUUGAGAAACAAACAAUUGGAAUCCCAAAAGGAGACAACGUUGCGGACAAAGGUUUGAAAAGCAUUCUCACUUCAGUGGAGUCUGAGAAUGAAAAGAAGUGUGGAGAAGCAGAGGAGCAUGUUUCGAAAGAGGCAUCUGAUCAAAAGAAAGGUUUUUGUGAAUCUCCAGUAUUUGUGCUAGAAUUGAAAAGGAAUAGUUUUGGAAAAUUCCUCACAGAGGAGAUUCCCGAAUUUAUUCCUUCUAGAACAAGUAUGACAGACUCAGAAAAGAACGUCACUGAAGAUCAUGGCAAUGAAGACUCAAGCACCACUGUCUCAGAAGAUGAGCAGAGAUCAGAAAGUUCAAGUGAAGAUCAAACAACAAGUAGUGAAAGUCUUGAAUCCUCAAGUGAAGAUCAACCCACCAAUGAUGAAAGCUUCGAAUGUUCAAGUUCUGAAACCAUUGAAGACCAAGACUCAGAAAGUUCAAACAAAUAUCAAAGCUACAAUAAGUCAAGUUACGAAGCAAGUGAAGAGCAAAGCUCAAGCGAGGACAACACGUCUGAAGUUCAUUCGAUUCAGACAAAUAAACUCCAGAAAUGGCUUCGUAUGCUCAUGGAGUACAUCUGGCAUGUGGACAGCGGAUGUUCAAGACACAUGACUGGAUUGAAGGAACUUCUGAAAAACUUUCGCUUCAUCGAUGGUGAUUUCGUAUCUUUCGCUGGAGACGAGAAAGGAGGAAAGAUCGUUGGAGUAGGAGAUGUGGUGUCUGAAGCCCUCACGUUGGAGAAUGUCAACUAUGUUCCGGAGCUGUGCUACAAUCUCAUGAGUGUCUCAUAA
Helianthus annuus (common sunflower) is the source of this 1623-nucleotide messenger RNA. RefSeq lists its product as uncharacterized. The transcript has 4 exons. The record is from RefSeq and is a predicted model, not a curated record. Gene Ontology annotation, molecular function: zinc ion binding; nucleic acid binding. NCBI's taxonomy places the organism in Eukaryota, Viridiplantae, Streptophyta, Magnoliopsida, Asterales, Asteraceae. The coding region runs from base 1 to 1623 and encodes 540 amino acids.